AAUUUUCAGGUAUUCAAUGCCUGGGACAGUUAGAAUGGGCUUGGAAGAGACGUUACUCUACCUAGGUAGAUGGGGAAAGUAUCAAAUGUUAACCUAUUUUAUUAUUGCCGUUUGCAUGAAUUAUCCAACAUCUUGGCAAUUAUAUGGAAUUGUUUUUGAAGGACCAAGUGUACCAGUUUCUUACUCUUGUUCUCCAAAACCCGAAAUAGGCCUAGCGCAAAAGAACGAUACAUGUUCGCAAUGGAAAUUUGUUGAAAAAAUUGAGACAAACAAGGCUGUACCCAGUUCGAAAUUACAACAAGUUGUUGGAAAUUUCACUUAUUACUAUGAAGGGAGCGAGCCAUGUUCAAAAUUCGAAUAUGAUCCUUCGCAGCUUGGUUAUGAAUUUGAAAAAAGUGAUGGGACAAUUCAACAACAAUGGGAUCUUGUCUGCGAUAAAGGUACUUGGGUAACCUGGUCUCAAGUGGUUUUUACUGUAGGAGCUUUAGUCGGUGCUACAAUAUGUCCACCGUUUGCAGAUUAUUUUGGUAGGAGAAAGACUUUUUUCUUAUGCCAACUGUUAAUGUGUGUAUUUGGUAUUGGUAUGGCUUUCAGCCCAACGUUUGCAUCGUUUUGCGUUUUUCAAUUUCUAACUGGAGGAUUUGCGAUGGGAAAUGAUCUAUGCGGAUUUGUUAUAGCUUGUGAACUUUUUCCUAAAGACAUGAGAUCAGUACUUUCUCCCCUCAUCUAUUUUUUUUUCUCAACUGGCUCUGCAAUUCUUACUGGAUGGACUAUAGCCUUUCCCAAAUGGAGUCAUCUACAGCUUGCUAUUUCUCUAGUUCCUUUGCUAACUUUAUUAUACUAUCCAUUUUGUCCAGAAAGUUGGCGAUGGCUCAUGGCAAAAGGUCGAAACAACGAAGCAGAGUUUUAUUUAAACAGAGCUGCAAAGUUUAAUGGCUUAAAACCAGUAGAUAGGGCUAUUCUUUUUGACAACUUAUCGGAAAAUAAUAAAGAUGUUCCAGUAAAAAGUGAAGGAAUUAUAGACUUCUUCAAAAAGCCUAUGUUGGUCUUAUACAUGGCCGCUAUGGCUUUUAUUAUGAGCGCUUCGAAUCUUGUCUAUUUUGGCUUGAAUCUUAUGAGUGGUGCGUUAGCUGGAGAUCCUUAUAUUAAUUUUUUAGCUCUUUCUUUGGUCGAGAUUUUUGGAGUUUUUAUAGCAGUGGCAGUUGUGGGUUAUUUUGGCAGAAGGAUUCCAAUUAUGUGUUUCUUUUUUUGGGGAGCCAUUUUUCUCUUUCUUUCUGCUAUCUUCUCAAAAGUUGAGGGUCUAAAAGACAAUUUGGGAGAAGAUAAACUUGGAAAAUUUAUAACUAGCUUUACGAUAGUUGGUAAAAUUGGAAUAACGGCUUCCUACUGUAUAAUAUUGGUUUAUAUUCAAGAAAUCUUUCCCACUUAUAUGAGAGCGUUUGGUAUUGGUAUAACAGCUGGACUUGGUAAUAUUGGAACUGUUUUGGCUCCUAUUUCUCUCUUAGCCUCUGAGCUGGAACCGACAAAGUAUUGGAUACCAACAACUAUUUUUGGUAUUGUUGCACUACUUGGAGGUCUCGUUACUCUUAUUAUUCCAGAAACAGUUGGUAGGGAAUUACCAGCAACUACUGAAGAUGUUCUUAACAUGUCUCACACUCUAUCCCCAGAAGAAUGGAAAGCGGCGAGACAUCAAGCCAAGUUAAUUUUCACCUUUUCGGCAAAAUCAACCGACUCACCCGACCAAGGAGUUGAAAACAUCGCUUUUGAAGGAGACGAAUCACGCUCUCCAAAUAUAAACUCAUCGAAUAAACUCUAA
Dimorphilus gyrociliatus is the source of this 1816-nucleotide messenger RNA. NCBI's taxonomy places the organism in Eukaryota, Metazoa, Annelida, Polychaeta, Dinophilidae. The record is from the annotation of a GenBank genome assembly.